CGUGACACCGAGCCUCGCACGCUCGUGUUUGUGUUGUUGCGACGCAGAAUGUGGCACUCGCGACACAACACCAGAGUUAAACACUCGCCUAUUCGGAGGCCUCAAGUUCCUCAACUAUGAGCCUUCGGUAUUCCCUCUCGUGUCGAUGAUAGCGCGUGAAAUGUCACCUCUUAAUUUCCGCAAAGACCGGAUGAGCGAAUUAACCGUUCGCAACGACGGACGCGUUAUGGCGCGCGCGAAGUAAAGCCAGCCGCGGGACGCGGCGAUGAAUUCGUUAACGAAGGCCGCGUCUGUCAUUCGUGACGCCGACGUCUCUUCUACCUCAUCUCGUCCAGGUCUUAAACUCAAUAUUUCCCGUUUCGUCUCUCAACCGGGCGCGCAGAACCCGACGAUCGCACCUCAUCCGCGGUGAGACGUAUACGUGACUGAGGAGACGAAACGGCGUCUGCUAUGCCUGCGCCGCUUACAUGCGCACGAUUCAUUGUGCGGCGAGCAACAGCGAGCAACGGUACGCGCUCGGUCCGCCGUCGAUGUCGAUCUCGCCCAAUCUUGUGUCGGAAUUCGAGAAGGAAACAGCGGGACAUUCGUUCCCAAGGUAGCGGAUAUAUUGAUUGAAGAGGAGAGGAGAAAGGGACUCGUGCUUCUCUGCGCCAUAGUAAUUCGUGCUGUGAAUGGACGAAGCGAACAAAAGCGAUCGCUCUGCGAUUCUAGGAUUUUCUUGUUUUGAUUUACAAAAUCGUACGUUACAGGGUGUCAUUUAUUUUGGGACGCACAAAGUGACUUCCUGGAUGUCAACGCUAUUUCGCGCCAUUCUCUCAAUCGAGCCACUGCCAAAGAGACAUGGAAAAAGUGUUUGCCAUGAAUGUACAGGAUUUUACUUUGAUUAAUAACGAUACUGCGUGUAGCAUUGUUUGUACUGCUCAAUGUUGCGUGAAAGAACUUUCUGAGGACUUUAGCUUUGUUGUUUUGUAUGCCCGAUUGUAGGAGCCACCGAUACGUAAGUUUCACCUUCGUUUCCCUUCAAACUUUUACUCAGACACAUUGUACAUUGUUUGAUUUAUUUGCCACAGUGAGUGAGAGGCAGACAAGAGGCGUACAUCGUUCGCCAUGAGCGAAUCCGACGACUCAGACAUCCUAGCUGAUAUCCAGGCUCUGGAUGAAGCUUUAGCCUUGAAAACGAAUACAAAUUCCCAGGAAUAUGUUUGCAGCGGCCAUCGAUCGGACGUCUCGUCGGACGUCGACCUCGAGGGAAACGAUCUUGAGGUCGACUACUCCGAGUAUCUCGGUAACAAUCAGCACAUCGACGAGUCUCUGAACGCUUACGAGAUUAAUUUGAAGUUGAUCAUGGGCUUGACGAUAGCCAAGAGGAAAUUGACUGCAAUGCUCGAGGAGUGUGAGCAGAAGAUAAAGCUACUGGACGAGAGGACCAACUCCAGGGAGUUGAGCUCAUAUUCCAAAUUGGCACUCAGCAACGCCGGUAUUCCGUACUUCAAGGACAAGGAUAACUUCAGCGCGCCAAAAAACUACGACACCAAACUGAAGGAAGCCCGUGGUGAGCUGUGCCCUUUGUCUGUAAAGAAGCCGAAUCGCUGGUCCAGUAAAGACAGAGACAAACUUUUAGAAGCCAUACACGAUCAACUUACCGAAUCGAAUGAAAAAGAGGCCGAUGAGCCUAAUGAUCCAGCUAAGAAAAUGAAAUUUGAGCUCCCCAUAAAUUUCGACGAGAAGGUAGGCGCGUUGGGUGAGAGAGAAUUCGAUUGGUACAAGAUUUCUGUUAUGACUUUCAUCAAUAAACAUUCACCGGGCGAAUGCAGGUCCAUGUGGAAUAUCUACCUGCACCCCGACUUCCGGAAAAGCGAAUGGACGAGCAUGGAGGAUAAGAAAUUGGUGAGGUGCGUGAGAGAAUAUAGAUUUCAAAAUUGGGACGCUAUUACGGAGAAACUGGGAACAAAUCGUAGCGCGUAUCAAUGUUUCAUUAGAUACAACACCAUAAAGAAGGUGCCGUUAGCCGGGCGUGCCUGGACCAGGCAGGAGGACAAGCAUCUCUUGAAGAUAAUGAACGCGGUCAAAGUCGGAGACUACAUCCCCUGGUCCGAGGUCGCCAAUCACCUGCGACACAGAACCAAGCAACAGAUUUACGUACGAUGGAUGUACAGAAAAGCGCCGCAUUUGCGAAAAGGCAGAUUCACUUACACGGAAACGAUAACCCUUCUGCAGGCGGUGCAGAAGUACGGCGAGAACUUCUGUAAGAUUUCGAGCAACAUAAUGCCAAAUCGGACCUCGAUACAACUCCAAGAGCGUUAUAAUACGGUGAUGUUGAACAUGAAUUCCAACAAUUGGAAUUUAUGGUCGCUCAACGACGAUGUGACAUUAAUUAAUCUGCACUUGAAAUUCAAUAACAAUUGGUCCAAGAUAGCCAAGUAUUUUUCCAACAAGACGAGGACCCAGGUGAGACAUCGGUAUAACGCAUUACUGAAGUACGUAAUGAAAGGUGUCAGUAUUGAAAAUAUACCCAGACCGCCCGCCACGAUGCGCAACAGAAGAUACAUAAGGAAUAAAAAAUUGUCCAAGGGCGCGGAAAAAGUUCAUAAUAAAAUUAAAUUGCACGAAAUGGAACACACUGUAAAUAUUCUUGAUAUCGAAUUAAGGUUGUACGAGAAUCUUUGUUUUCCACCUUUAGUUAAACCGAAUAAUUCUGAAGAGGAACCUUACGACAUCGAAGAGCUUGCGCGCGAUACUAGAAGAUUGUACAGCACGUUGAAUUUGUUGAACGCCAAUCUUGAUAUUCCGUCUGAUUUUCUGAAAUACGUGCAGUUAAAUGACAAAGAGAAAGAACUUUUGGUCUCUUUAAAGGAACACAUGAACGUAAGAAGCGUCGGUGUACGGAACGACGAAAUAACGGAGAAUUAUAGAACGCGAAUGUUUGGCUACGCCUCGGAAGUUAGUCAAGGUGAUUUCUUUAUACCGCCACUUCCAUUUGACGGAUACGUAAGGGUCAAAAAAAUUCAACAAAAACGAAACGACACGUCUAUAGACUACGAUUUGGACGUUAGCAAAAAAUUUCUUGUUGACGUGCCCGCAGAUUUCCAUGUAACUGCCUGUACACUUCAUUUCGUUAGCAGCGACGAGGAAAUGCAGUUUCGCAAAUUUGGUCAGUUCUUAAUAAGCGAUUACCGUGAUUAUUACCAGCAAAAUGUAAAUUUGUAUAAGUCAUUAAAAUGUAUCUCUUCUUGUGCUAGAAGAAGCCCUUCGAAUAAGGCUUCGUCGAAACGUGAUAAGCUGGAUACGAGUUCGAAGAUAACUGUAAAAGAUUACGAACAAACGGAAUUAAAUAAAUUGAGGGAAACUUCAGUCGGUAACAAUGUUAAAGAGGAGAACGAAGAAGCGAUGGAUAACAUAAUUCGGCCAAAUCAAGCGACUUUAUUAGGUUUGAAGAACUUGUUUCUCUGGAAAUUACUGUACGACUGUCAAUAUGAGUCCCACGCGCGAUGUAAACUGAUUGCGUCGUUCGAACGUAACUCGAGGUCGAAACAAGCGGUGACGAAUUCUCGACGACCUGUGCAAACAGAGAGUGCCGAAUACCAGUUACUGCGAACUCGCCUACUGCAAUUGUUUAAACUUCCCAUAGGUUUGUCGAGAACCACGUUGUAUGUACAGGGACCCGACCAGAUAUUUGUACAAAAGGAGAAGCCUCGAAAAGUUAUUCUUUCGACUAUUUCAAGGAAAAGACAAUUUAAAAACUGUGCAGAUUACGAAGAUAUGACUCAUUUGAAACGAAGUAAAAAAGAUGACUCAAACGUUUCGGUUAAUAACGAUUCUCAACCCACCUCGGAUCCUACAACGGAAAAUCUACCUAGAGCACGCAGUUGCAGAGUAACUCGCAAAAAAAAUAAAACUGCAAAAUAACGCAUAACUCUCGAUACCGUUCCCGAAUCAGUAUGGAAAUAUUUGUAAGAAGCAUUAAAGUUUUAUUUGUAUCUGCAAACAUCUGAUACACUUUUUUAAUUUACAUUUUCUUUUAUAUUAAAGUAAAGUAGGCGUAGAAAAGAAGACUAGCUUUUAUUUAUUACAAAUAUAGUUUUCUGAAAAUAA
Wasmannia auropunctata (little fire ant) is the source of this 4092-nucleotide messenger RNA. RefSeq lists its product as uncharacterized. NCBI's taxonomy places the organism in Eukaryota, Metazoa, Arthropoda, Insecta, Hymenoptera, Formicidae. The coding region runs from base 1108 to 3906 and encodes 932 amino acids. The transcript is spliced from 2 exons. The record is from RefSeq and is a predicted model, not a curated record.